UUGUGUCUUAACUUCACAAUUUUGUUUUUCAGGGGUGUGAUGGCGGAAGGUAAUGGAGGUGGUGACCCUGGGUCACAGGUAGAUGGGGAGAGAACAGAAGAUUACCAGAAACUAAUAAAUUAUGGUUUAAAUGAAAAAGUGGCAGCAAAGCUUGAUGAAAUCUACAAACAAGGCAAACUUCGACAUGAGGAUUUGGAUGAACGGGCACUGGAUGCAUUAAAAGAAUUUCCUGUAGAGGGAGCAGUGACAGUUUUGAAACAGUUCUUAGAAUCUAACUUGGAACAUGUUUCUAACAAGUCAGCAUACUUGUGUGGCGUUAUGAAGACAUAUCGACAGAGGAAACAGUAUAACACAGAUAGUAUGACUGUCAAUCCAGGCAAAGGCCCAGAUGAAGAUAAUUUGAAAGCCAUCUUGGAGCGAUCUGGAUAUACACUAGAUGUUACUACAGGGCAGAGGAAGUAUGGAGGCCCACCGCCAAACUGGGAGGGCCCACCACCAGGCCCAGGAUGUGAAGUGUUCUGUGGGAAGAUACCAAAAGAACUGUAUGAAGAUGAAUUGAUUCCCUUGUUUGAGAAGUGUGGCGAAAUUUGGGACUUGCGUCUAAUGAUGGAUCCAAUGACAGGUCAAAACAGAGGCUAUGCCUUCAUUACUUUCACAACACGUGCAGCUGCCAAUGAAGCAGUUUCAAAGCUUGAUAAUUACAAUGUCAGGGAAAAUGCUGCCCUGAAAGUUAAUAUUAGCAUUCCUAAUCUGCGGCUGUUUGUGGGGAACAUCCCAAAAUCAAAGUCUAAAGAAGAAAUUAUGGAAGAAUUUUCAAAACGCACAGCUGAAUGAAUAUGAAAUUCAGCGCGGCAAAAAAUUAGGGGUCACUAUUUCAUACAACAAUCAUCGAUUGUUCGUAGGAAAUAUCCCCAAGAACAGGGAGCGACAUGAAUUAUAUGAGGAGUUUGCAAAGCACGCA
This is a messenger RNA of Penaeus indicus, 961 nucleotides long. RefSeq names its product heterogeneous nuclear ribonucleoprotein Q-like. Bases 40 to 834 code for a protein of 264 amino acids. NCBI's taxonomy places the organism in Eukaryota, Metazoa, Arthropoda, Malacostraca, Decapoda, Penaeidae. Gene Ontology annotation, molecular function: mRNA binding. Gene Ontology annotation, cellular component: ribonucleoprotein complex; nucleus. The record is from RefSeq and is a predicted model, not a curated record. The transcript has 6 exons.